This is a messenger RNA of Ipomoea triloba (trilobed morning glory), 1343 nucleotides long. Its product is annotated as stearoyl-[acyl-carrier-protein] 9-desaturase, chloroplastic-like. The transcript has 3 exons. The coding region runs from base 15 to 1148 and encodes 377 amino acids. Gene Ontology annotation, cellular component: chloroplast stroma. Gene Ontology annotation, molecular function: stearoyl-CoA 9-desaturase activity; stearoyl-[ACP] desaturase activity. Lineage: Eukaryota; Viridiplantae; Streptophyta; Magnoliopsida; Solanales; Convolvulaceae. Gene Ontology annotation, biological process: defense response; fatty acid biosynthetic process. The record is from RefSeq and is a predicted model, not a curated record.
GAGAGAAUAGAACAAUGGCUCUGAAGUUGACUACUUCCUUUCCAAUGCGACCUAUACCCAGAAAUAGCCUCAAGUCUCCAAAGUUCUUGGUGGCUUCAACCCUCCAUCCUUGCACAAUGGAAGAAAAUAGGUUGAAGAUGAAGCCACUCAUAAAUAAUCACCAAAUGGAGAUCUUCAAAAGCAUGGAGGAUUGGGCGGAGAAAAACUUGCUGGUCCAUCUGAAACCGGUGGAGAAGUGCUGGCAGCCACACGAUUUGUUACCGGACCCUGCAUCGGACGGUUUCCAGGAUCACGUGAGGGAGCUGAAGGAGAGUGCCAUGGAGAUCCCAGACGAGUAUUUUGUAGUUCUAGUUGGAGAUAUGAUCACAGAAGAAGCUAUUUCCACUUACCAAACAGUGCUUAACUCGGUUGAUGGAGUUAAAGAUGAAACCGGGUCGAGCUUAUCCCCUUGGGCAAAAUGGAAUAGGGGUUGGACCGCUGAAGAGAACCGGCAUGGGGACCUCCUCAAUAAGUAUAUCUACCUUUCUGGUCGAGUUGACAUGAGAGCCGUUGAGAAAACUAUUCAGUACUUGAUUGGAUCCGGAAUGGAUAUUCAGAUAGGAAACAAUGCAUACAACUUAUACAUGUACACAUCCUUUCAAGAGAGGGCGACCAACAUAUCUCACUGCAACACAGCCAAGCACGCUAAGCAUUACGGCAACACAAAACUCGCCAAAAUCUGCGGCACCAUCGCCGCCGACGAGAAGCGCCACGAGGUCGCCUACACCAGGAUAGUCAAGAGGCUGUUCGAGCUAGACCCCGACGGCGCCGUGCAGGCCUUCGCCACCAUGAUGCGGCGGAGAAUCACCAUGCCGGCGCACUUCUUGUACGACGGCAGCGACCCCAGCCUCUUCGACCACUUCUCGGCGGUGGCUCAGCGCCUGGGCGUGUACACGGCUAGAGAUUAUGCUGAUAUCUUGGAGUUCUUGGUGGGGUUGUGGGAUGUGGGUGACCUCGCCGGACUUUCGCCGGAGGGAAGAAAAGCUCAGGACUAUGUUUGCGAGUUGGCCCAUAAAAUUAGAAGGGUGGACGAGAGAGCGCAAGAAAGGGCCAAACGAGCACCAACUAUUCCGUUUAGUUGGGUUCAUGGUAGAGAGGUGCAACUCUAAGUACCAAUUGAUGUACUCGGUAUAAUUAUGCAAACAUCUUUAAUUGAGGUGAAACUCGAAUUUGUCACAGUUUGAAAUGGUAGUGAUGUAUUAGAUACUAAAAUAUUAGUAAAUAAUAAAACUCGAACCUGUCACCUUCCAUUUGGAAUGGUACUGAUGUAUUACUUAUAUUUUUAGACAAAAUUUUGUGUAUAA